AUGCUCAAAAUAUUGAGAAGAGGACUAAAAACAUCCUUUGCAAUCCCUUUAGGAACUGAUUACAAGUUCAAAAUUCUUCUACCAAAUGGAAGUGAAUGCUGGUUUACAGUAGAUAAUUCUCAAACCAUUGAAGAUGUCUUAAAUGAAAUUCAAACUGAAGAUCCAUCAAUUGUCCAAAAAGACGCUGAAAACCCUAAAGUAACAUUUAAAACUGCAAUAGAAAAAGGUCCAGUAAAGACUAAAAUUAAUGGGGAAGAGUAUGAGUUCAGAAAAAGUGAAUUCCGAGAACUCAAGCCAAGCCAGCGAGAAAUAGAAAAUUUUGCGAAUAUCCUGGUUAUGCACAAGCCUACAAAUAAGGCUGAUUUAAUAGAAGCUGCUAAGAAAAGUUUAAAUUCAAUUGGAAAGCAAACUUCAUCGCAGCUUGCUUACUUGAAGAGCCAACUGAAAGAUAUUGAAAAAGAAAUCGCUCUAUUAAAUGAUGAAAAGGCUAAAAUUGAUAAAAAAGUGAAUUCGAGAGCCAACUUGAUGAUAAAUUUAGGGUUUUUAAUGUUUCUGUCUCAGUAUUCCUUUUUUGUAUACACUAUUUAUGGAGUUGAGUGGCUUGGCUGGGAUCUUAUGGAACCUAUAACGUAUACUGUCCAACAAGGGUUAUUUAUGUUUGGUGUUUUAUAUUUUUUAAAAACCAAAGAAAGCUGCAAUUUAGACAAUUUAUUAGCACGAUUCCAAAGCAAAAAAACUGAAUAUUAUACCAGAGCUUACGGAUUUGACGCCAACCGAUUGAAGUUUUUAGAAGAGGAGAAGCUGAAACUGCUUUCUUCAAUAACCCUGCUUGAAAAGCGCUUAUUUUAUGAUUUUAAAUAA
Blepharisma stoltei is the source of this 861-nucleotide messenger RNA. The record is from the annotation of a GenBank genome assembly. Lineage: Eukaryota; Ciliophora; Heterotrichea; Heterotrichida; Blepharismidae.